This is a messenger RNA of Arachis duranensis, 2399 nucleotides long. Its product is annotated as transmembrane 9 superfamily member 11. The transcript is spliced from 2 exons. The coding region runs from base 219 to 2207 and encodes 662 amino acids. Gene Ontology annotation, cellular component: membrane. NCBI's taxonomy places the organism in Eukaryota, Viridiplantae, Streptophyta, Magnoliopsida, Fabales, Fabaceae. The record is from RefSeq and is a predicted model, not a curated record. Gene Ontology annotation, biological process: protein localization to membrane.
AGUCCUGAUGAGAGAGCAGUGAAACUGUGAAAGAGAAGCUCCCUGGAAUGAGAAGCAACCAUAUAAAUGUGCAGAGUCGCCAACUUCAACGCCUUCCUUAAAUCGUCUCGCGUUUCUUCCUCGCUCCAAUUUCUAGAUUCUCUUCGUCUCGAAGAUCUCGUUUCAUGUUUUGAAACUCAGAUCUUCUCGUUACCUAUCAGAUCUGACACAAAUUUCUAAUGAGUCGUCCAAAAAUGGAGUCUUUUCGCGAGUUUAGUUUGUGGGUAUUGGCUUUCUGCUUGGUAUUCCAAUUGGGGUAUGGAUUCUACCUCCCUGGGAGUUAUCCACACAAGUAUGGUGUAGGUGAUGAGUUGUCGGUUAAGGUGAAUUCUCUUACUUCAAUUGACACAGAGAUGCCCUUUAGCUAUUACAGCUUGCCAUUUUGCAAGCCUGAGGGUGGUGUCAAGGAUAGUGCUGAGAAUCUGGGUGAGCUCCUCAUGGGGGAUCGGAUCGAAAACUCGCCUUAUAAGUUCAAGAUGUACACCAAUGAGUCUGAGAUUUUCCUGUGUCAGGUUGAUAAGUUGUCUGAUGAACAGUUCAAGAUCUUGACAAAGAGGAUUGAUGAAAUGUAUCAGGUGAAUCUGAUACUUGAUAACUUGCCUGCUAUCAGGUUUACAAAGAAGGAUGAGUACUUUUUGAGGUGGACUGGGUACCCUGUUGGUAUCAAGAUUCAGGAUGUGUAUUAUCUGUUUAACCAUCUCAAGUUCAAUGUUCUUGUCCAUAAGUAUGAGGAACCUAAUGUCGCUCGUGUCAUGGGGACGGGCGAUGCGGCCGAGAUGAUCCCGCCAGUGGGUAAGGAGGGAUCUGACAAGCCUGGAUACAUGGUUGUUGGGUUUGAGGUGAUACCUUGCAGCAUUAUGCAUAAUGCUGAUUCAGUUAAGAACUUGAAGAUGUAUGGCAAGUAUCCAUCACCUGUCAAGUGUGAUCCGGCCACUGUGGGUAUGCCUAUCAAGGAAGGGCAGCCAGUUGCGUUUACUUAUGAGGUUACCUUUGAGGAGAGUGACAUCAAGUGGCCGUCUAGAUGGGAUGCCUACUUGAAGAUGGAGGGAGCCAAAGUGCACUGGUUCUCUAUCCUCAAUUCGCUUAUGGUGAUCACUUUCCUUGCUGGUAUUGUUCUUGUGAUCUUCCUGAGGACUGUUAGGAGGGAUCUGACCCGAUAUGAGGAGUUGGAUAAGGAGGCCCAAGCACAGAUGAAUGAGGAGUUAUCUGGUUGGAAGCUUGUUGUGGGGGAUGUGUUUCGUGCUCCGUCGAAUCCUGCUUUGUUGUGUAUAAUGGUUGGGGAUGGAGUUCAGAUUCUUGGGAUGGCUGUUGUGACAAUAUUGUUUGCUGCACUUGGAUUCAUGUCACCAGCUUCUCGUGGAACACUUAUCACAGGUAUGAUAUUUUUCUACCUGAUACUUGGUAUUGCUGCUGGUUAUGUUGCAGUUCGGCUAUGGAGGACAAUUGGCUGCGGCGAUCAGAAGGGCUGGGCUUCAGUUGCUUUUAAGGCCGCAUGUUUCUUCCCCGGUAUUGCAUUUUUUAUCCUCACAAUCUUGAACUUCCUGUUGUGGGGAAGCCACAGCACUGGAGCCAUUCCAUUUUCACUAUAUGUUAUACUGCUCUUGCUUUGGUUUUGCAUUUCUGUCCCCCUCAGCCUUGUUGGUGGGUACUUUGGGGCAAGGGCACCUCACCUUGAGUACCCGGUUCGAACCAAUCAAAUUCCACGAGAAAUUCCCCAGCAGAGGUACCCAUCAUGGCUUUUGGUUCUCGGCGCGGGCACCCUUCCAUUUGGCACCCUCUUUAUUGAGCUAUUCUUCAUCAUGUCCAGUAUCUGGAUGGGACGCGUUUACUAUGUCUUUGGCUUCCUCUUCAUUGUUUUGAUCCUUUUGGUGGUUGUUUGUGCCGAGGUUUCACUUGUUCUAACCUACAUGCACCUCUGUGUGGAGGACUGGAAGUGGUGGUGGAAGUCAUUCUUUGCCUCUGGUUCCGUUGCCAUUUACAUCUUUUUGUACUCCAUAAACUAUCUCGUAUUUGAUCUUAAGAGUUUGAGUGGACCUGUAUCAGCAACCCUUUACUUGGGGUAUUCACUCCUCAUGGUUCUGGCAAUCAUGUUCACCACAGGAACAGUUGGGUUCCUCUCUUCAUUCUGGUUUGUGUAUUACUUGUUCUCUUCGGUCAAGUUGGAUUGAAGACCUUAACACAAGGUUCAAAGUUUAGCUCUGCAGAGAAGAGUUAUCCUUGACAAUGUUCAGUUUAUAUGUUACUUUAUUUCAGUUCAUUUUGUUAGGGAAAUUAGUAUAUUUUUACAACGGAAUAAUUUUAUCAAGUUUUGCCUAAUUCAUGGUUAGAUAUUAUAUCAAUGCAUGAUAAGUUUCUUUCCA